Molecule: messenger RNA, 3867 nt
Organism: Helianthus annuus (common sunflower)
Lineage: Eukaryota; Viridiplantae; Streptophyta; Magnoliopsida; Asterales; Asteraceae
Exons: 28
Coding region: 156-3662 (1168 amino acids)
Cellular component (GO): mitochondrial outer membrane
Molecular function (GO): ATP hydrolysis activity; ATP binding; protein binding
Source: RefSeq, a predicted model, not a curated record
UUUUAUUUUUUUCUUUUUCAGGAAAAAAUAUAUAUUUCAUCCUCUGAUUAUUGUUAUUCCCCUUCGUCUCAUUCGGUUUCUCUCUCUAGAACCCCCUGUUUCUCUCUCUACGAGAGGACGAACGAAGACGACAACAACAAAGAAGCUUCACAGAUAUGGUCUCUACGCGUCGCAGUGGAUCUAUAUCCAACAACAACAACAAACGAUCAUCAUCUUCUGAACAGAAUCAUCCGUCACCGAAGCGUCCAAAGGUUGAAAAUGGAGGUGAAUCGGAGAAAUCGACGGCAGAGGAGCGGUUACAGCCGGCGGCUGUGGAGAAUUCGAAGGAAUUGAGCUCGCCGACGGCGGCGGAUCCGCCGGAGAAUGCCGCCGUGAGCUGCGGGAAGGACGGAGAGGUUGCUACUCGGGCUGCUUCUGUUGUUACUCCGAUUGCUCAAGGGGCAGUUCCGGUUUUAACUGAGAAACCGCGAGCAUUUACUUCAUGGAAGCAACAAAAUCAAAGAUGUGAGACGGCCGCACCGUGGUGCAGGCUUCUUCCUCAGACGUCGCUGAACCAAACAAUGACUCUUUAUACAAGCAGCUUUUCAGUUGGAUCAAGCAAGAAUGCUAAUCUUUUAAUUAAAGAUAUAAGUGCGGUUCUUUGCAGUAUCAAGCUCAAUGAGCGCGAAGGCGGUUCUGUAGCUAUUCUUGAAAGCAAAGGAAGCAAGGGAUCUCUUUAUGUUAACGGGAAGACUAUCAAAAAGGGAACAAGUUGUGUAUUAAAUUCAGGGGACGAAGUUGUUUUCGGUUCUCAUGGGAAUCACGCUUAUAUUUUCCAGCAACUGCCAAAUGAUGUCUUGUUAAAAACAACAAAAGCGCGGUAUCUUGAAGGACUUGCAGGGCGUGUAGGGGACGCAUCAGCAGUUGCAGGUGCUUCUAUAUUGGCAUCUUUAUCUAAUCUGAGAUCGGAUUUAUCUCGUCUGAAGCCAGUUGUUGAAACUGAAAUUCGUCGUCGUAAUCAUGAAAAUGAUGAGACUGAUGGUCCAGAAGUAAAUUCAGCUACAAAUACAGGUAAAGAUAGUGCAUCUGAAGUUGGAGCUACAAGCAAAAUCACCCCUCUUGGAAGCAGCUUAGACCCAAGUCCUAUCGAAACAGGAAACGCAUUAGAUUCACGACCUGCAUUGGCUCCAGGAAUGUCUGUAAGAUCUGCAUUGCUGAAGGAAGAGAUUCUUGCUGCGAUUAUUGACGGGCGUGAAGUUGAUGUUUCUUUUGAUGAAUUCCCAUAUUAUUUAAGCGAGAACACCAAAAAUGUGCUUAUUGCAGCUUCUUAUAUACACUUGAAGCAUAGGGACCAAGUUAAAUAUGCUUCUGAACUCCCUACGGUGAAUCCUAGAAUCUUGCUUUCUGGUCCUGCAAGUUCUGAAAUUUAUCAAGAGAUGCUAGCAAAGGCCCUUGCGCAUUAUUAUGGGGCCAAAUUGCUUAUAUUUGAUAGCCACUCGUUUCUGGGUGGUCCAUCAUCGAAAGCUGAGUUAUCGAAAGACGGAAGUACUAGCAAUGUUUCAAAGAGAGCUACUACUCUGUUGGCAGGCACUGCAAGUACCCCUAGUGAAUUAGACGUAACGGGAAAUGAAAAUGUUCCUUCUUCAUCUUCUCUUGACUCACAACAGAAAAUGGUGGUUGACAUUGUUUCACCUACAGCAGGAACCUCCAAAAGCCCCGCAUUUAAAUUGGGUGAUAGAGUAAAGUUUAUAGGUUCUGCAUCUGGAGGAAGCAUAUACCCUUCUUCAUCCACUUCAAGGGGUCCAACUUCUGGGGCUCGUGGGAGGGUUCUUUUACCUUUUGAAGACAAUUCUCUCUCAAAAAUCGGUGUGAAAUUUGACAAACCCAUUUCUGAUGGCGUUGACUUAGGUGGACUUUGUGAUGGUGGUUAUGGAUACUUCUGCUCUGCUAAUGAACUUCGCUUGGAUUCCACCAGUGUACAAGAUCUUGAUAAAUUACUCAUCAGCACAUUGUUUGAGGUUGUAUCAAGUGAGAGUAGGAACAUUCCUUUUAUUUUGUUCAUGAAAGACGCAGAGAAAUCCAUUGUUGGGAGCUCAGAAUCAUAUUCCACAUUUAAAGACUGGCUCGAAAAGCUACCAGAAAAUGUUGUGGUAAUAGGCUCACAAACUCACACUGACAGUCGCAAAGAAAAGUCACAUCCUGGUGGUUUGCUUUUCACAAAGUUUGGCAGCAAUCAAACCGCUCUGCUUGACUUUAAUCUUCCGGAUAUUGGAAGAUUGCAUGAAAGGGGGAAGGAAGUUCCUAAGGCAACUAAGCUUUUAACAAGACUUUUUCCUAACAAAGUGGCCAUUCACAUGCCUCAGGAUGAGAAUCUCCUUGCUAGUUGGAAACAGCAUUUGGACCGAGAUGCUGAAACCUUAAAGAUGAAGGGGAAUCUUUAUCAUUUACGUAAUGUUCUUAACCGGACUGGAUUAGAAUGUGAUGGGCUGGAAACAUUGUGCAUCAAGGAUCAGUUGCUUACAAACGAAGGCGCCGAGAAAGCUGUCGGAUGGGCUUUAAGCCAUCAUCUAAUGCAACAUGCUCAAGCCAAUCCAGAUGCAAGACUUGUUCUUUCAAACGAGAGUAUACAGCACGGUAUUGAAAUUCUCCAAGCAAUUCAAAAUGAAUCCAAGAGCUUGAAGAAGUCUCUCAAGGAUGUUGUGACGGAAAAUGAAUUUGAGAAAAGACUUCUUGGUGAUGUCAUACCUCCUAGUGACAUUGGAGUAACAUUUGAUGAUAUUGGAGCACUGGAAAAGGUCAAGGAUACAUUAAAGGAAUUGGUUAUGCUCCCUCUGCAAAGACCUGAACUUUUCUGCAAAGGCCAAUUAACCAAGCCAUGCAAGGGCAUUCUUUUGUUUGGGCCUCCUGGAACUGGAAAAACUAUGCUGGCUAAGGCUGUGGCUACUGAAGCUGGUGCUAACUUUAUAAAUAUAUCCAUGUCAAGCAUCACAUCAAAGUGGUUUGGUGAGGGCGAGAAGUAUGUUAAGGCUGUGUUUACACUGGCUAGCAAAAUUUCUCCCAGUGUUGUCUUCGUGGAUGAAGUGGAUAGCAUGUUGGGGAGGAGGGAGAAUCCUGGAGAACAUGAAGCCAUGCGUAAAAUGAAAAAUGAAUUCAUGGUGAAUUGGGAUGGUCUUCGCACUAAAGAUACAGAACGAGUUCUUGUUCUUGCAGCCACAAACAGACCAUUUGAUCUUGAUGAGGCUGUGAUUAGAAGGCUUCCCCGCAGAUUGAUGGUGAAUCUACCGGAUGCUCCUAAUAGAGCAAAGAUUUUAAAAGUUAUUCUUGCAAAAGAGGAUUUGUCUCCGGAUAUAGAUUUGGAUGCAGUUGCAAACAUGACCGAGGGAUAUUCUGGAAGUGAUCUUAAGAAUUUAUGUGUAACCGCUGCACAUCGCCCAAUUAGAGAGAUCAUAGAGAAGGAAAAAAAGGAGCGUGCUGCAGCUAUAGCAGAUGGCAAACCUGCUCCGGCUUUAAGUGAAAGUUCUGAUAUUCGGCCUUUAAACUUGGAUGACUUUAAAUUUGCUCAUGAGCAGGUUUGUGCAAGUGUGUCCUCUGAGUCUGUAAACAUGAAUGAGCUUGUGCAAUGGAAUGAGCUGUAUGGAGAGGGAGGUUCUAGAAGAAAGAAGUCUCUCAGCUACUUCAUGUAACAUCUUUGUACAAGUAUAGCUUCUUUUUCCAUUUCUUUUCUUUUUAUUAACUUAUAAUUAUUUAUCUUUUUUUCUGCAAAUUGGUUAAUUUAUUUGACACAAAUUGGGAUAGGAAUAAAAGUUAUAUAAAUCUUGUACAAUGGUUUAUUUCCAUCCUUUUAGUAUUGUUGUAUUUACGUUCGAUUGGCAUCUUUUAAUGUUGAAA